UCCCGCCCAUUCACGCGUUUCCUAGGAAGUACUCGAGCUUGUCCCACACGCUUUCGAUUCAAAGAUUGUCAGAAUCUGCAUUUUUACCACCAUGGAUGAAAACAAAACAGGCAUCUUCCUUAUAACUGGAGGAGGAGGUUAUUUUGGAUUCCGUCUUGCCUGCGCCCUUCUCAAAAACUCCUCAAAAGUCGUGCUUUUUGAUGUGAGGCCCCCGAGUCAGGAGUUGCCAGAAGGUAUCGUAUUUACACAGGCAGAUAUCCGUGACUACACACAGGUGGAGAAAGCUGUCCAGGGCGUUCAUUGUGUGUUCCACGUUGCCUCCUAUGGGAUGUCGGGACGAGAGCAACUCAAGAGCAAACUAAUCGAAGAAGUGAACGUACAAGGAACGGAGAACGUUCUCCGGGCAUGCGUGGCACACAGCGUCCCUCGACUGGUUUAUACAAGCACAUAUAAUGUAGUGUUUGGUGGUCAGGUGAUAAGGGACGGUGAUGAAAGUUUGCCUUAUUUGCCCUUACACCUCCACCCUGAUAACUAUUCCAGGACUAAGUCUGUAGCUGAAAUGCUGGUGUUAAAAGCCAACGGUUCACCACUGAAAGAUGCCACAGGGGUUCUACGGACCUGUGCCUUGCGUCCAGCUGGCAUUUAUGGCCCUGGGGAGCAAAGACAUUUGCCUAGAAUAGUCAGUUAUAUUGAAAAAGGCAUCUUUAGGUUUGUAUAUGGGGACCCUGAUAGUCUUGUAGAGUUUGUUCACGUGGAUAAUCUGGUGUCCGCACACCUAUUGGCAGCCGAAGCGUUAACUGAAAAGCGUCAACACCGUGCUGCCGGUCAACCCUAUUUCAUCUCUGACGGAAGACCCGUCAACAACUUUGAGUUUUUUCGGCCUCUCGUGGAGGGACUGGGAUACAGCUUCCCAACACUUCGGGUUCCGAUAUCUCUUAUAUACCUGUUUGCAUUCCUGACUGAGAUGGUUCACUAUGUCAUUGGUCAGAUCUAUAAUUUCCAGCCUCUCCUGACCCGUACGGAAGUCUACAAGACGGGUGUCACCCAUUACUUCAGUAUGCGCAAGGCACAAGAAGAGCUGGGAUACGAGCCCAAAAAGUAUGACCUGGAAGAGGUUGUGCAGUGGUUUCGAAUCAGAGGUCACGGCAAGAUGCGCAGACAGUCACCAAUAAAGAACCUAAUUUUAGAUGUUGUGAUCGUUGUAGCCUUUGCAGCAGUGAUUCUCUCUUUGCUUCCUGUUGUGGGACAAUAAAACAUGCAACUUUAGUGCCUCUAUAAUGAAUAAAUUAGAACUUACAUUGACUUGACUGAAUAAACUUGUGGAUGAGAGAGAAACUAGCAUCCUCGAAUAAGCUAAACAAAAAUAAAUAUUUUUUAAAUUCUCCAAUAAUUUCUACUUCUUCGUGUGCAAUGUGCUAAAUAAAGUUGUCUUUAAUUUUUUGUUCACGAUGAAUGUUUAAACCACAAGAUUUGGAGGCCAAAAUGUACUUGAGAACUUAUUAAUAUUUGGCAUUUCCCCCUUUGGUUUAAUGAUAUAAUGCACUUAAGCUGGCUAGCAACCUGAUGAUCCAUAAAAACUACCAUGAUUUGAAAAUGUUUCUAAACUAUAGUGUUUAUGUUAGUUAAUGCAUUGACUAAUGUUAACAAAUACAACCUUAUUUUAAGUGUUAUGCCAUUACUUUUGUGUUUCACCAAUUUUUUAUAUUUUUAAAAAUAUUCAUGUUAUGGGUUAAAGUGGGAAAAGCUUUCAUUUUAUUGUGCUCCGUUUAAAAUGUACAAGAUUAAGAUGGUUAAUAAUAAAUGAAAAUCUCUUUUGUGGAAUGACAAAAAGUUUGUAUUUUUAACAAAAAAACAUUCAAACAUUC
Molecule: messenger RNA, 1865 nt
Organism: Paramisgurnus dabryanus
Lineage: Eukaryota; Metazoa; Chordata; Actinopteri; Cypriniformes; Cobitidae
Gene: sdr42e1
Product: short chain dehydrogenase/reductase family 42E, member 1
Biological process (GO): steroid biosynthetic process
Molecular function (GO): oxidoreductase activity, acting on the CH-OH group of donors, NAD or NADP as acceptor
Source: RefSeq, a predicted model, not a curated record